CUGUUGGCUUCUCCUCCUUCACUGUGAGCUGAUGGAUUUGACGUCACUGGUUGUUGAUCCAAGGAGGGUUACUGGGAAAUUUUUAAGCGAUACAAGACGCCAUAUUGCUCUCAGCUGGACCCGGGAGUUUGCGUGAAGGAAAUAAUAAUAAUACCUAGCUACACCUAGGCGUUUCUGACAUCAUUCAUCUUAAAUGGACGAGAUGGCAAGCCCAGGGAAUGACCGAAUGAAGAGUUACAAGAACAAAGCGCUGAACCCACAGGAGAUGCGCCGGCGGAGAGAGGAGGAGGGGAUCCAACUCCGCAAACAGAAGAGAGAAGAGCAGCUGUUCAAGAGGAGGAAUGUGUGUGUGCCCUCGGGCGAUGAGUCCAUGUUGGAAUGCCCUAUCCAGGACCCUGACAUCAGCUCCACUGCACCAGUCUCAGGUGAAGCUGUCAUAACUCCAGACAUGAUCCAGAUGAUCUUCUCUGAGGAUCCAGACCAGCAGCUGAUCGCCACACAGAAAUUCAGGAAGUUACUCUCCAAAGAGCCCAACCCCCCGAUCGAUGAGGUCAUCCUCACCCCAGGGGUCGUCAAUAAGUUUGUGGAGUUUCUCAAGAGGAGUGAGAACUGCACUCUUCAGUUUGAGGCAGCCUGGGCCCUGACCAACAUUGCCUCUGGGACCUUCCUGCACACCAAGGUGGUAAUCGAGACUGGAGCCGUGCCCAUCUUCAUCGAGCUGCUCAACUCGGACUACGAGGACGUCCAGGAGCAGGCCGUGUGGGCCCUGGGGAACAUCGCCGGGGACAACGCAGAGUGCAGAGACUACGUUCUCAACUGUGGCAUCCUGCCCUCCUUACAACAGCUGCUGGCUAAAUCCAACCGUCUCACCACAACUAGGAAUGCUGUAUGGGCUCUGUCUAACCUGUGUAGAGGGAAGAACCCCCCUCCAGACUUCACCAAGGUGUCUCCCUGUCUGAGUGUGCUGUCCAGGCUGCUGUUCAGUAGUGACCCAGAUGUGUUGGCUGAUGCCUGCUGGGCCCUCUCCUACCUGUCUGACGGACCCAAUGACAAGAUACAGACCGUCAUUGACUCUGGGGUCUGCCGCAGGCUGGUGGAGCUACUCAUGCACAGUGACUAUAAGGUGGUCUCUCCUGCGCUGCGUGCUGUGGGAAACAUAGUGACAGGAGAUGACAUUCAGACUCAGGUGAUUCUGAACUGCUCGGCGUUGCCAUGCCUAUUACACCUGCUCAGCAGUCCCAAGGAGUCCAUCAAGAAGGAGGCCUGCUGGACUGUGUCUAACAUUACAGCUGGGAACAGAGCACAGAUCCAGACGGUGAUAGAUGCCAACAUCUUCCCAGUGCUGAUAGAGAUUCUUCAGAAGGCAGAGUUCCGCACCAGGAAGGAAGCAGCGUGGGCUAUAACCAACGCUACCUCUGGGGGCACUCCUGAGCAGAUCAGGUACCUGGUUAGUUUGAACACCAUCAAGCCCAUGUGUGACCUGCUGACAGUGAUGGACAGUAAGAUAGUGCAGGUGUCUCUGAACGGCCUGGAGAACAUCCUGAGACUGGGAGAGCAGGAGGCCAAGCAGAACGGCACCGGCAUCAAUCCUUACUGUGCCCUCAUAGAGGAAGCCUAUGGUCUGGACAAGAUAGAGUUCCUGCAGAGCCAUGAGAAUCAGGAGAUCUACCAGAAGGCUUUUGACCUGAUCGAGCACUACUUUGGUGUGGAGGAGGAGGACGCUAGCAUCGCCCCACAGGUGGACCAGAACCAAGGCCAGUUCAUCUUCCAGCAGCAGGAUGGGCCCAUGGAGGGCUUCCAGCUCUAACCACACCCUGACCUUUGACCUUCACCCCUCUGAGUAUCUACUACCCCCCCCCGGGGAGUCCAGUCUCCAUAGGGCUGUUUAGACCUGAACUGAUGACACUACCCCAUCUCUCCUCUCUCACUGGACCCACCUGUUCUACCUCUCUCUCCAAAUCUUCCUCUCCUACAAGGCUAGCCUUGCCCUGCCACAGGCACCCUAUCUGGAACGAGAGAGAGAGAGAGAGAGAGAGCACGAGAGGGAGAGAGCCUGACUGACUGAAAGACUGACUGAGGACAGCUCAUUCUUAGUGUUUGAGACUUCCUGGAGCUGUAUGGAGCGUUGGGUUGUUUCUUUCUAUUGUAGACUAUACCGUCUGUGCAGUGGCAAGCCUCCUAACAUGGUAGUCAUAGGAAAGAAAGAGUUGGCUGAUAUUUUGUCUUACUCCCUAAAAUGUUUUUUUAUUUUAUAAUUUCCUGUGAUAUUAUUAUUACGACACUGGUGUCUCAAUCACCCUCCAUAUCUCCUUUUUAAAUGUGAAACUACCUCUUCAGUCUUCAAAAACAAAACAAAAGAUAUGAAGCAUUUGACUGAGGAUUCUCUGGAUUUCACCAGAUAGUCCAAGUAAAACUCCUAUCCCAACUAGUGUCCUGAAGAGGUUUAGUGACUGUAUCAGCUCAUUUCCUAACUUCUUGUACCGUUUGACCAGAGCUGAGAGAACGGUUGGCUACACACAGCCUACUGUUUUCGUUGGAGGAUGUACAUUGUGUCAAGAUGAUAAUGAUGAUGUGUGUAUUCCAGUGACAUUAUUAUUUAAGUUGGAAAGCAGGUGGACAUCUUUCUCUGGGGUCUCUCUUCAAUGAUAAAAUUGACAAUGGUUGACCUGGAGAUUCCUAAUCUUAUUUAUUCCGUUGAAAUGUCUUUCUGAUGGUCAAAAACGGUCAUUAUUAUUAUCUUCUCUCCACUCCUUGGCCAUGGCUGCAAUAUUAACGUUAGAAUAACAUCAGAACACCAGUUGCAUCGAACUGACCGCAGUAAUGUAGAUAGAUGCAUUGUGCAGGGCAACACUGCAUGUCACUUGCUGCAUUAGUCAACAUAGCGUUCAGCCAGGCUUAUGCUUAUCUGUAACAACGUUACGGUAGGAUUGACACAACGUUAGGCUAACGUUGAGGAGUGUUCUGCUUGUGUGAGUGCUCCUUAUUGAAGCGCCACAGUACAGGGCCAGACGGUUAGGUUCAGUGACUAGUAUCUGUUGUGUGAUGCAGUGUCUGUCUGUAACAAUCUCCAGGUGAAUAAAAAACACAGGCUCUCAGAGUUCUUUUGUAGUUGUUUUUUUUCCCGUCAUCUCACCAUGAGUUAUUAUAUCAUGACUUAUUUGUUUUACUGAAGUCUUUUUUUUUUACUUUUUUUUUUAUUUUGAUCGGUGGUGGUUAACCUUACAUUGGACUUAACGCUAUUGGACGUUGAUAUAAAAUGCUCAGUUGAACUUGAGUGCUUUGUAUAUUAUAUAUACAUGUAAGAAAUUAUAUGGGGGGGAAAAUACCUACUAAUUGGAAGGGGUGAUUUAUUAAUUGCAGUAUAAUGUGUUUUCUGACUGAGAUAUGCAGUGUUGUACUUAUUGUCGAGUCUUUGCACACUUACCUGUUGCUGCUUUAUUCUGAUCUUUUGUUGGUCUUGUGUUCGUCUCCUCUGGUUCCCCUCACCUUUACAACUGCUUCUAGAACAUGUUUUGUUUAGAACGGCUUCUAGAACAUGUUUGUUAAGGACUCCUUACAUUUAAUUUUUUUUAAUAAAAAAUGAUAUGAACUCUUGAUUGGUGAAGGAAACCCAACCUGGCUAAACUAAACUGCUGAGCCUUUAUUCGUGUGUGACUACAAGUAUUUCAGCGUUCUACUUUUCUUUUAGUUUUAAACUCAUCACUCCUGAAUCCUGACGCUUUACUUUUGGCAUGUUACAUUUUUGAAAAUUGAAGAUGCUGUAUACAUUUUGAGUACCAUAUUAAUUGAUCCUAGGACUUGGAAAUUAUAUAUAUUUACGUGAGAUGGAAACAGUUUGUAGUGCUACAUUUUGUCAUGCACGUAAAAAAUUGUGUAUAGUUUUCUAAUAUUUCUUAUGUUUGUACGAUUGGAUGAUAUAUUAUUUUUAGGUUGAUUUAUUUCUCCCCCAUUUGGGAAUUGUUUUGGCUUUGAUACAGAGGCUAUAAGGACUGCUGUGGUUUUCUGUCCAGAAUCCUGUAGGUGGUUACCAUAUCAUGCCGCCAUUGUGGUUUUGUUUCCUUUAAUCCAAUGGACCACAGAGGGCUGUGUGUGAAGCUGGACUAAACAACUCCUCUCUGUGUUACUCAUGGAGCUGUUGUCUGGCUCUCCUUUGAUAGGUUAAUGUGGAGUUGACUGUAAAAUAAUGAAGAAUAAAGAAAUACAAUGAUCUGUUA
This is a messenger RNA of Salmo salar (Atlantic salmon), 4214 nucleotides long. RefSeq names its product importin subunit alpha-6. NCBI's taxonomy places the organism in Eukaryota, Metazoa, Chordata, Actinopteri, Salmoniformes, Salmonidae. The record is from RefSeq and is a predicted model, not a curated record. Gene Ontology annotation, biological process: protein import into nucleus. Gene Ontology annotation, cellular component: cytoplasm. Gene Ontology annotation, molecular function: nuclear import signal receptor activity; protein binding.